AUGUCGAGCCGUAGAUGGAAACUGACAAUUUCGCAGAAGAUUAAAUCUCUCUCGCGGUCUACAGCCGCUCAUCAGGCGCCAGGCUCGAACGUCACUCAUCAGCCCCGCAACCUCGAUCCCACCCAACAUCCAUUUGCCCAAUCCAGGGAGUAUACACGUGCCCUAAACGCUGUGAAACUGGAGCGUAUGUUCGCUGCCCCGUUCGUCGGGCAGCUAGGUCAAGGACAUGUUGAUGGUGUCUAUACCCUGGCAAAGGAUCCCGGGUCAUUGCAACGCCUUGCUAGUGGAAGUGGAGAUGGAGUCGUGAAAAUCUGGGAUCUCACAAGUCGCGAAGAGGUGUGGCAGACACGUGCACAUGAGAACAUAGUCAAGGCUACCUGCUGGACUCCAGAUCGGAAGUUGUUGUCAUGCGGAGGAGAUAGAACCGUGAAGGUUUGGGAUCCCUACAGCGCCGAAAGCAAAGCUCCUCUUCUUGCGACGUAUCUAGGUCAAGCCGGCUUCACAAGCCUAUCACACCAUCGUAGCCAAUCCUCUUUUGCCGCUUCGUCGGCCUCUAUCUCGAUCUAUGAUUUGAAUCGACCUUCCUCCGCCCCAACGCAAACCUUACAAUGGCCGACUUCUACUGACACUAUCAAUGCUGUUUCAUUCAAUCAGAUCGAAACGUCUAUCCUUGCUUCGACCGCUCUCGAUCGUGCCGUUGUAUUGUAUGACCUCCGAACCUCUUCAGCAUUGUCUAAAGUGGUUCUGAGACUUGCAUCCAAUGCCCUUUCCUGGAAUCCAAUGGAAGCGUUCAAUUUUGCUGUUGCGAAUGAGGACCACAAUAUCUAUAUCUUUGAUAUGAGACGGCUCGAUCGCUCCUUGAAUGUUCUGAAAGACCACGUUGCUGCAGUGAUGGAUGUCGACUUCAGCCCCACUGGUGAAGAAUUGGUAAGCGCCUCAUAUGACAGGACGAUACGGCUGUGGAACCGCGAUCGGGGUCAUUCUCGUGAUAUCUACCAUACUAAGCGCAUGCAAAGAGCUUUCGCUGUGCUGUAUAGUCCUGACAACCAGUACGUUAUUUCUGGCUCGGAUGACGGCAACGUUCGGCUCUGGCGUGCCAAUGCCUCUAGCAGGAGUGGUGUCAAGUCUGCACGUCAACGGCAGAAGCGCGAGUACGACGAUGCUCUUGUGCGUCGAUAUGCCCACAUGCCUGAGGUUCGAAGGAUCAAACGUCACAGGCAUAUUCCCAAAAGGAUUAAAAAGGCUGCCGAUAUCAAGGGUGAAGAAUUGAAAUCGCUAAAACGAAAGGGAGAAAACGUUAGAAAGCACAGCAAGAAAGGAUCGAUGCCUCGACAAAGCGAAAGGGAAAAAAUGGUUCUUGGAAUUGAGAAAUGA
Molecule: messenger RNA, 1374 nt
Organism: Endocarpon pusillum Z07020
Lineage: Eukaryota; Fungi; Ascomycota; Eurotiomycetes; Verrucariales; Verrucariaceae
Exons: 1
Coding region: 1-1374 (457 amino acids)
Biological process (GO): maturation of SSU-rRNA from tricistronic rRNA transcript (SSU-rRNA, 5.8S rRNA, LSU-rRNA)
Cellular component (GO): nucleolus; small-subunit processome
Molecular function (GO): protein binding
Source: RefSeq, a predicted model, not a curated record